Rhododendron vialii is the source of this 1696-nucleotide messenger RNA. RefSeq lists its product as uncharacterized. The transcript has 6 exons. NCBI's taxonomy places the organism in Eukaryota, Viridiplantae, Streptophyta, Magnoliopsida, Ericales, Ericaceae. The record is from RefSeq and is a predicted model, not a curated record. The coding region runs from base 91 to 873 and encodes 260 amino acids.
UGCUCGCUCUCUCUCUCUCUCCCCCCUUUAUAAGGCCUGCCCGCCUUAGUGAGAGACUGAGAAGGCGUGUGUGAGAGAGACACAAAUUAAAUGGAGGAGAGAACUGACGAAAGGAGGAGAAUGAAGAUACUGUGUCUCCAUGGAUUUAGAACCAGUGGAAGUUUCUUGGAAAAACAAAUCAGUAAAUGGGAUCCUUCUAUCUUUCAUCACCACUUCGACAUGGAGUUUCCAGAUGGAUUCUACCCUGCGGGAGGCAAAUCGGACAUUGAGGGCAUCUUCCCACCACCUUACUUUGAGUGGUUCCAAUUCGAGAAGGACUUCACAGUGUACACCAAUUUGGAAGAAUGCAUUUCUUACUUGUGCGAAUACAUGACAACCAAAGGACCCUUUGAUGGUUUGCUUGGCUUCUCUCAGGGAGCAACACUAUCGGCGCUUUUGUUGGGAUACCAAGCACAGGGAAAGGUGCUGAAGGAUCAUCCACCCAUAAAACUAUUUGUAUCAAUAUCAGGUUCAAAGUUUAGGGAUCCAAGCAUUUGUCAGAUUGCCUACAAAGACCCCAUCAAAGUCAGAUCUGUCCACUUUAUAGGAGCCAAGGAUUGGUUGAGAUUGCCCUCUGAGGAUCUUGCCACCUCCUUUCACAACCCUCUCAUAAUAAGGCACCCACAGGGGCAUACUGUCCCCAGACUAGAUGAGGAUGCCGUGGAGAAGUUACGCGGUUGGACCAAAGAGAUCCUCUCCAACUAUAGGGAUAAUGCCGGAGCAAAGGUUGAAAACAGUAACCUGCAUGAGGCAGCUUGUAAGAUUCUGGUGGAAGAGAGCGGUGAUCUAAUGGUGAAGACAGAAGCUGGAGUAGCAGAGACGAUCCAAGCUUGAACGAUUAUCAAAGGUUACUUAAGUGUAUCUUACUGCUUAAUGGAUAUCUCUCUUCUUCCAGCUUGUAUUUUCUUUUAUCUUUUCGUUUCUUUUUUCCUUUCAAGUUUGAGUACCUGAAGUGUUGAUUAAGGAUUCAAUAUGUUGGUAGUCCUUAAUAUGCAAGUUAAGUGCUAGUGUGUGAGAGCUCAAAAAACGGAGGCAGGAUACUAACUAACUAUCUUUACCAAAAAAAAAAAAGAAGUAAUAACUACCGAGGUCGUACUUUCCCCCCGCCCCCCCCCCCUAAGCGGUAUACAUCAGCGGGGAUUAAGGGUAAUUAAUAAGUUAGCCCACAAGGGGUCCAAAGGCUGUCCAUAUCCUUGAACCACAAUCGCUCCUGAUGAGGCAAUGUUCAAUGGUUUUCAAUCAGUUCUUCUUAAAGUUUAGCAUUGCUUAUUAAUUUUCUAGUUUUUUGAAAUUUCAGGUGAUUGGAGAAGUAAACGUUGAUGACUUUAUUAGGAUGAUGAGGAGAACUUUAUAUGGGUACUAGAAUCCUGCUGUACAAUGUUAUAUGUUCCAACUUAUGAACAUAUAUGCCGAUUGUCUGUUUGUUUAAUGCGGUCAGAUAAUAUUGCUGAAUUCUGAACAUUUUGCAGCUAUUGUAAUUUGUAUGAGUAGUUUGUUUGCAUUCGGAAAGUUUUCAUUCUGCAGAAGAAUUCCUAAUCUACUAGAUGAAGCAGAGGAUGAGUAGAGCAUUAUGGCUGUGUAUUUUUCGUAAAACAUGCUGCAAUGGACUUAAAAAUUUUCUGCCGUAUUAAGUAAUGGACUUAAUUAUUAUGGUGCA